Messenger RNA from Tetrahymena thermophila SB210, 926 nucleotides. RefSeq names its product transmembrane protein, putative. Lineage: Eukaryota; Ciliophora; Oligohymenophorea; Hymenostomatida; Tetrahymenidae. The transcript has a single exon. The record is from RefSeq and is a predicted model, not a curated record.
AGAUUAAUAUACUAAUUUUUGUAUCUAUUACUAUCAAAUGUAUGAUUAAACUUAUAGUAACAUUUCAAUUAAGAAUUCUUUAAAUAAGCGCAGUUGGUCGGUAUCAUAACAUUUUUAUAAAUUAUUCAUAAAAAACUAAAUCACAUUAUUCAACAAAAAAAAAGAAAUAAGAAAAAAAAUGAGGAUUAUAACCUUUGCUCUACUAGUUUUAUUAGCUCUUUCUUAUGUAAAGACUAAAGACGACACUGAUAAAUAUAUCAAAUGCCGCUCUGAUAAUAAGCCUGAAACCUGUAAAUUUGAUGAUGAAACUUAUGAAGAAUGCAGUGAAGAAUAAGACAAAAUUAAUGAUUGUAUUAGCGAUUGUAAGGAUGAUAAUGAUUCUUUUGCAAAUAGAAUUUCAUGCUUUAAAUCUAAAUGCAAAUCUAAACGUGAAAUCCUCUAAGAUAAGAUUGAUAUUGAGAUUAAAUGUCAUAAAGAAGCUAUGGGUUCUGAACCUAAUACCAAGCCUGAGGUUACACCUUAACCACCUAAGCCUGAGGUUACACCUUUACCACCCAAGCCUGAUGUUUAGCCUGAAAAUAAGCCAGAUACUUAACCUGAAAAUAAGCCUGAAACUAAACCAGAAAAUAAGCCAGAAACUCAACCUGAUAACAAGCCAUAAACUGAAAACAAACCAAAUGGUAAUUUAAGAGAAGAAAAGGCUAAUCCUGCUUCUACUUCAAGCUUAAGCUCUGUAUAUUUAGUUUCCUCUCUUGGUUUGAUUGUCUUCGCUAUGCUAUUUUGAAAAUAAUUUUUAUCUUAAUUACAUGAAAGUUUUAGAAGCUUAAAAUAAAGAUACCGAAAUAGAUUGAUUUUUUUAAUUUUGAUAGCCUUAUCUUAAAAAAUAUUAAUAAAUAUUCAUAAUUAAAUAUAUAUUUUUAUACUUU